AUGUCCUGCGUAUAUAUCCACGGUUUAUAUCUUGACGGAGCAGGUUGGGACCGAAAGGCAGGCAGACUGAUGGAGCCACCACAAAAGGUGCUUUACACUUUACUUCCAGUCGUGCAUCUGUCCACCUACUGCACUACGGACAAGACAGCUGUGACAGCAUCCAGUUCAGCCACGUGUUACACCUGCCCUGUCUACAAGAAACCCUCCAGGACAGAUAUCAACUUUAUAUUUCCACUGCGAUUAAGAACUAACAAAGAUCCAAAUUACUGGAUUCUGCGUGGUGUGGCACUACUUUGCGACAUCAAAUAA
Molecule: messenger RNA, 309 nt
Organism: Rodentolepis nana
Lineage: Eukaryota; Metazoa; Platyhelminthes; Cestoda; Cyclophyllidea; Hymenolepididae
Source: the annotation of a GenBank genome assembly